This is a messenger RNA of Myxocyprinus asiaticus (Chinese sucker), 3866 nucleotides long. RefSeq names its product type II inositol 3,4-bisphosphate 4-phosphatase-like. Gene Ontology annotation, molecular function: phosphatidylinositol-3,4-bisphosphate 4-phosphatase activity. The record is from RefSeq and is a predicted model, not a curated record. The coding region runs from base 16 to 2433 and encodes 805 amino acids. Gene Ontology annotation, cellular component: cytoplasm. The transcript is spliced from 19 exons. NCBI's taxonomy places the organism in Eukaryota, Metazoa, Chordata, Actinopteri, Cypriniformes, Catostomidae.
GCAUAAUUGGAUUUGAUGUUCAAGCUGAGCAGUUUUUUGGGAAGCACCAGCUUCUCUCUGGCCGAUCUCCUCCAGUCCAAAGACCAACAGCUCUCUCUCAACCUGAGGACACCAGAUGAUUCAUCUUCAGUGGGCACAGUGGUGGUGAGCAAGGUGAAUAUGGGGGAGAUUGAAGAUGGAGAGGUGGACCACAUUACAGCUGACAUGCACCAGAAGUGCACACUGGUGUAUGAAUCAUCACAUGGAACAAUUAAUGACACAGAUAACAGACCAAUGAUGAAUGCUGUGUUUAAGAAUGCCGUCUGUAAGGUGUACAGGUUUCAGACAGUAGACAGUAAAUGGAUGUUGGUUCGGGAGCAAAUGGCGGAGUGCACGCUGUCCUUCUGCAUCCCAAAACAGCUCAUCGCCCUCUACAUUGAAGAGGACACCUGCAGGAUACAGGAGUUGAAUGAUCUAGGAGAACUUUCUCCACACUGGGACAACCUGCGGAAGGAGGUCAUCUCUCGCUAUGACCAGAUCAUCAAAGAAUACCGGGACACGCUUGCUGAGCUCGAAAAACUUACUGGGCCAUCGUUUAAGCCGAGCUGCAGUAAAGGGCAGAAAUAUCUUGAGUUCAUUCCCAUCAACCUGCACACACAGAGAAUGAGGGUGACGUGUCCAAGGAAAACAGAUUCGUUCUAUGAUGUGGUCACAGUUGGAGCUCCGGCAGCUCAUUCACAAGGAUUCAAAAACGGAGGCUUGCAGAGACUGCUCAGCAAAUACGAAUCAGAGAAGAAGAGCUGCAGCACGGCGUAUCAGUGCAUCUACUAUCCUCCGGAGCAGACGGCCAGGGCCAGGGAGAUCCUGAGUCUGGUGUCCCAGCUGCAGCCUCUCAUAUCUGGGCUGGCAGAGCAGCUCCUGCAGGCGGCGCAGAAGUGCUCCAGAGAGGGACUGAAGGACACACUCAAGAGCCUGGAGGAAAAGACGGAGCAGUUUGUGCACACUCUGAAGGAUGAGUUGGUAAAGAGCGCCCUCUUGGCCCUACACGCCGCCCGUCCCGGCUACGUCAGCAAAAAGUCCACUCCCUCCAGCCCACCCGAGCAGGACUCAAACCCCAGCAUGACCACGGAGCCUCACACCAUCUGCAACAAUAUGGAUGGCUCGCAGACUCCCCCUAAAGACAACCGAGCAUCUCCUCUCCGCUCAGACUCAAUCCCUCAUCACAAGGAAUACGACGAAGAAGAAUGGGACAGGGUGUGGGCCAGCGUGGCCAAGAGUUUGAAUUGUGUCAUUGCCACGGUGGAGAAGCUACAAGAACAAGACAACAACAUUCAAGAAUCAACACCCAGCCACGCCCUCGCUGAUGUCAUCACCUCACAUAACCCUGCUGCAGAUUGGCAAGAUCAACUCUGCAUCCUGGUGCAGUCCCUGAAGGAAUGUAUUGCAGAAGUGUCGAAGAGAGCAAGUCGCUCCAUGAGCUUCGUGCUGCUGCAGGAAGCAGCGUGCAGCACAGUACAGGGUCUGCAGCUUCAGCAGAGACGAGACACUGUUUUCAGCCAAGCGCUGGCAGCAUUGGCGUGUGGAUUUGUCAUGCGAUUACACGCUGGUUUGGAGGAUAAGGGCUUUCUCACACAGCUGCCAGCGGUCGGACUGGUGGCCCAGUUUGAAAGUCUGCUCAGUACUUACAGUGAGGAAAUCGGGAUGUUGGAGGAUAUGGAGGUGGGAAUCUCUGAUCUUCACAGAGUUACCUUCAAGAUCACAGAGGCAAAGUCUGAAGAACCGGUCAACCUGCAGCCCACUGUCAGCGGUACACGUGACCAUUACACCGUUGAGGUGCCUCUCCCACAUCAGACCUUCCAAACGCUUCCCGACGAGCUCCGCGAGGGCAAGCUGCUACGCGUGCUCCCUGUGCUCUUUAAUGUGGGCAUAAAUGAGCAGCAAACCAUAGCCGAGAGAUUUGGUGACAUAUCUCUACAGGAGAGAAUAAAUCAGAAGAACUUUGAGAUUCUAGAAGGUUACUAUAAAUCCUUAACAAAUGCAGUGCCAUCAGAAUGCCUGCCCUGUUUCCAGACACAGACUGGCAUUAAGGAACUGCUCGACACCCUCGGACAAAAUGUUGUAACUAAGAAAAGGAAGAAUGUGGAGAUACUUUGGCUUGCGGGAAUGAUCUGUCGACGGAUGAACGGCAUCCGCUUCACAAGCUGCAAAAGUGCCAAAGACCGGACGUCGAUGUCAGUGACACUGGAGCAGUGCUCUCUACUGAGAGACGAACACCAGCUCAAUAAAGAUUAUUUUGUGCGAGCUCUGGACUGCAUGCGGAGAGAAGGCUGCCGGAUUGAAAAUGUGCAAAAGAAUAUAAAGUGCCGAAAAUAUGCAUUCAACAUGCUGCAGCUGAUGGCGUUUCCCAAAUACUAUCGGCCACCUGAAGGAACUUAUGGGAAGGUGGACUCAUGAAACAUAUUGAGGAUAGAGAUUAUAGUUGACCAUUAAUAUUUAAAGUCUAAAAGUAUGAGACCACAUGGAAAACGUGGCAUUUUUUUUCCGAUUUAAACCUGGGAAUAAGUUUUAGGAUUUUAAAGAAUGUAAAACGUUAUAAUGUAAAAAGAACAUGAAAUGUUGAAGAUUCUGCACUACUUCUAGGUCACUAAACAAAUGUAAGCAAAUUUGUGACUUUGACCAUGUUAACUUUUUUUGUGCAAAUGGUCAGAUUUCUGAUGCUUUUUGGAACAUUCUCAAAACAUGAGCAAAGUUCAAUUCAGCUUUCCACUCAAAUUGUAAUAUUGAUAUAUGGAAGCCGUAUCCUGCCAUGGAAUAAAAAAUAAGAGGUAUUUCUUACUUUAUAUAUCACAAGUGUAACUUUAUUUCUCACAAUUGCAAGAAAUAUGGUAAAAAUUGUGAUAUAAAGUUGCAAUCACGUGACAUAAACUCAUAAUUACGAGAUAAAAUCUAUAAAACUUCGCAAUUGUGACUUUAUAUCUCUCAAUUUCAACGUUUGCAAUUUUCGCAGUCGCGAUUGUGUAAUAAAUAAGUUGCACGUUUAUAUUUCGUAAUUACAAGAAAUAAACCAGAAUCAGAAUGAGCUUUGUUGCCAAGUAUGCUUACACACACAAGGAAUUUGUCAUGGUGACAGAAGCUUCCAGUGCAAAUGCAACCACAUGUACAGUGGAUAUAAAAAGUCUACACACCCCUGUUAAAACAGCAGGUUUUUGUGAUGUAAAAAAUUAAACAAAGAUAAAUUGUAUCAGACUUUUUGCACCUUUAAUGUAAAAUUUGUUAUUAGCAUAAGUGUGCACACCCUUUUAUAAUUAGGUAUGUGGCUGUGUUCAGAAUCAACCAAUCAUCAAAGCUCAUGUGAAAUAGUACAUGUCUGUCUUCACCUGAAGUGAUUCUAAAUAAAUCUCGGCUGUUCUUGUAGGAUUUUUCUGACAUCUUCUUGGUUGCAUGCUACUACAAGAGCCAUGGGCCACAAAGAACUUACAAAACAUCAACGGGAUCUCAUUGUUGAAAGGUAUCCCUCAGGUGAGGGCUACAAAAAAAUGUCCAAGGCAUUAGAUAUACCAUGGAACACAGUGAAGACAGUCAUCAACAAGUGGAGAACGUAUGGCACAACAGUGACAUUAUUAAGAACAGGACAUCCCUCCAAAAUUGAUGAGGAGACAAAGAGAAAACUGGUCAGGGAGGCUGUCAAGAGGCCAACAGCAACAUUAAAGGAGCUGCAGCUCUUUCUGGCAAUUACUGGUUGCUCCCUACAUGUGACAACUAUCUCCCAUAUUCUUCUUCUGUCUGGGCUAUGGGGCAAGGUGGCAAGACCAAGCCUUUUCUGAGGAAAAAAAACAUCCAAGCCCGGCAAAAACCUAUAUCCAGUCUCCCAAAACCAUGUGGAAAAA